UAUUGUAUCAUGAUACAAAUGAUUAGAAUCAAGAAAUCAUUUCAAUAUACGUCAUACUUAAAAAGUUGAAAAACGUAAAAUCAUGAAAGUCAACUUUUUGUCGAAGUAACAAUUAAUUCAAUUCAAAGCUAAAAACAUAAAAUCUGAAAUCAAUCAUCAAAAACUGCUGGAAAAACUGAAUAUUUGGCAUAUAAGGAAUAAAAUAGGAAUUUCUUGACACUACAAUGGUGUUGCUGCCAAUAACAAUUGCACUUAUUCUGCUGAUGCGUAUUGACAAUAUGUUAACAGCACUUCGAACGCAGCAAAAACUGCAAGAUCAGCCACAGCAAAAAUAUUCUUCUUAUAUCGAUGACUUAACUAAUAAUUUGCUCCCUAAUAAAAGGGAUGUUAUAAAAGAUAUUAUCAAUGAACAGUUUAUUUUACCAGUGGAUAUAAAUAAGAAUGAAUCAAACGAACACGAACGUAUUAAACGAUGCAUAUCAUUUAAGUUUGGCCUUAGCGAAACAAUAGAAGUAGAAGAUAGGGAUAUCAUGAAAGAUGCGCGCACAUCUUUUCUUCCACAAGAUACAACAGUAAUACCGCGCGAAUGUUUGGACAGACUAAGUUCAGUCAAAGCUGAUUCUAGUUUAAUAAACGAUAUGAUUACGCAACUACUGCGACGUCGUUCAAGGCGAACUUCCGUUGAUAAAAUGAGUACUGACAAAUCCAAAACUAUUUUCGCUGAAAGCUCAUCCCAUGGUGGUAAAAUAAAGUUGAAUAAUUAUGAGACAGUCAAUGAACAGAAUCCCCUUAGCGAAGAAGAUGCGCAACUUUUUGGAUCCACUUCAGCGUUGCAAACAUUCUGGAACGAGGAAGGCACGAAGGAGACCAUACGAAUAGCACAGGCAAAGACAAUGAAAAAAUAUAUGGACAUUCAUAUUGAUCCUUGUACAGAUUUUUAUAAAUAUGCCUGUGGUAACUGGGAACGUUUACAUCCUAUACCAAGGGAUAAAGCUGGAUUUGAUACGUUUGAAAUGUUGCGUGAAAAUUUAGAUGUAGUGUUAAGGGAGCUUUUAGAAUCCAAAGACACCACAGAAGCUGUGUCGGCUCAAAACAAAAUUGUAAAUAUUCCGCAUAAUAACUACGAACAUGGUAUUGAAACCCAUGCGGAUAUUAUAAAGUCAGGUUCAUCAGUAUCUGUCGCAGAAGGAGAUCUGAAUAAAAAACUCGAUGCAACCAAAUCCUUUGAUCAGCUUGAAAAACAACUGAAAGAGAAAUCAGCACGCAUCCGACGGCAUAUCAUAGAGCAUAGAGACGCCCUAGGCUUUGUUUUACGUCGUUAUAAACGUCAACAAGCCACAGCAAAUAAAAGAAAUCUCUUAGUUACUCUGUUGAGUCUCAGUAAUCUUUCAUCUGAGGAGAGCAGCUUCACGGAAUAUAUAGACACCAAUGAUGCGCAGCUGAAAGCAAAAUAUUUAUAUCAAUCCUGCAUAAACACUAACCUUCUACAAAAACGUGGCACUAAGCCUCUACUGAAUUUGAUCGAUAGUUUAGGUGGAUGGCCCGUACUAGAUCCGAAUUGGAACGCUCAAAAUUUCGAUUGGUUAAAUUUAACGGCGCAACUACGACGCUAUAAUAAUGAUAUCCUAAUCGUAGAAUGGGUAGGCCCAGAUAUAAAGAACUCUGACGAAAAUGUCAUACAGUUUGAUCAGACGAGCCUUGGACUACCUACGCGCGAGUAUUACUUACAAGACAUGAAUUCGCGCUAUUUGAGAGCCUAUCAGUUGUUUAUGUCCGAAAUAAUGCAAAAGUUGGGUGCUUCCCGAGAUCGCGCAAUCAAAACAGCGUCAGAAGUUGUGGAAUUCGAAACACAACUGGCAUCGAUAACAGCUCCGGCUGAACAGCGCUUAAAUGUUACAAAGCUGUACAAUCGUAUGACCCUUAAGCACCUACAUCAAGUAGUACCAGAGAUUAAUUGGCUACGCUACCUUAGUAUCUUGCAAAAUCGCAAUAUCCACGACUCUGAGGAGGUGGUUAUUUAUGCCUUAGACUAUAUGAAUGAUCUUGUUCGCCUGCUACGUGCAACUGAACCUAAGACAGUAUCUAAUUACUUGCUUUGGCGAUUUGUACGUCAUCGCAUUAACAAUGUUGAUGAUCGUUUCGAAGACACUAAACAAAAAUUUUAUCAUUCUUUAUUCGGCCGAGAAGAGAGCCCCCAACGGUGGAAAGUAUGUAUAGCACAAGUAAACACUAAUAUGGGAAUGGCUCUGGGUUCAAUGUUUGUUAGAAAAUAUUUCGAUGAAAAUAGUAAACGUGAUACACUGAAAAUGACACACGAACUACAACAAGCUUUCCGUGAAAUAUUAAAAAACACAGACUGGUUGGAUUCGAGUACCAAGCAUUUGGCUGAAUUGAAAGUAAAUGCAAUGUCUUUGAAAAUUGGCUAUCCUGACUUUAUACUAAACCCUACAGAGCUUAACGAAAAGUAUACAGGUAUACGGAUACAUCCUGAUAAAUAUUUUGAAAACACUUUACAUGUACUAUUGCAUACGGCUAAAACAGAACAAAACAAAAUUCAGGAAUCAGUGAAUAAAACAGCUUGGCAGACAGCACCGGCAAUUGUGAAUGCGUAUUAUAGUCGAAACAAGAACCAAAUUAUGUUCCCCGCCGGUAUACUUCAACCUCCAUUCUAUCAUCGUCAUUUCCCACGAUCAUUAAAUUUUGGUGGAAUUGGUGUAGUUAUUGGACAUGAGUUGACCCAUGGCUUCGACGAUAAAGGCCGACUAUUCGACCGAAACGGUAGCAUACAUAAGUGGUGGACAGAUGCCUCUAUUAAGGGUUUCGAUGAACGAGCACGUUGUAUAAUUUCCCAAUACAGUAACUAUACUGUCGGAGAAGUCGGCAUAUCUCUAAACGGCGAAAGUACACAAGGUGAAAAUAUCGCUGACAAUGGGGGUCUACGCCAAGCAUUCCAUGCUUAUAAAGCUUGGUUGAAAAACAAUCCGCAGGCUGCUGCUGACGAAAAUCUUCCCGGCAUCAACAUGACUGGCGAACAACUAUUCUUCCUUAAUUUUGGACAAGUGUGGUGUGGUGCCAUGAGACCAGAAGCAGUACGCAAUAAACUCAACACCGCAAUACAUAGCCCUGGCCGAUUUCGCGUCAUAGGAACGCUUUCCAACUCAAAAGAUUUUGCUAGGGAAUUUAAAUGUCCGGAAGGUUCACCCAUGAACCCAGUCCAUAAGUGCAGCGUUUGGUAACAAUAGUUUAGUCGGCAAAAUCUUAAAAAUAUUUAGUUUCUAUGAAACAUCACAAUUCACAUAUUUUGGGAGGGUAUUUUAACAUAUUGUCGAUUACCAAAUUGUAAACGCCAUUUUUAUUACAAAGUAAAAGUAUUGUAACGAUAUCAACAGUCUCAUACUAAGAUAUUCUAUAAUGUAUGUGGAUAUCACUAUUUAAGUAUGUAGAUAUAUAUUUAGACAUAUAAAAUAUCAUAUGUAUGUGUUUAGACUUAAUUAAUACAAAUCAAUAAUUAUAUCAUUAUGAUAAAUUAUUUAUUUUAAUAAAUAUACCGACAAAUAUUAAUUAU
Molecule: messenger RNA, 3565 nt
Organism: Zeugodacus cucurbitae (melon fly)
Lineage: Eukaryota; Metazoa; Arthropoda; Insecta; Diptera; Tephritidae
Gene: Nep4
Product: neprilysin-4
Exons: 3
Coding region: 225-3236 (1003 amino acids)
Biological process (GO): protein processing
Cellular component (GO): plasma membrane
Molecular function (GO): metalloendopeptidase activity
Source: RefSeq, a predicted model, not a curated record